UUCUUCAACCGGUAUCGAGUGCUGGUCAAGAAGAGAGAGCUCGCCAACACAGACAAAAAGGCCAUCUGCAGGUCUGUCCGGGAGAACCUCAUCAAGGAUCCCGACAAGUUCCAGUUUGGCCGCACCAAGAUCUUCUUCCGGGCAGGCCAGGUGGCCUACCUAGAGAAGCUUCGCGCCGACAAGUUCCAGGCAGCCACCAUCAUGAUCUAGAAGACGGUCCACGGCUGGCUACAGAAGGUGAAAUACCGCAGGUUGAAGGCGGCUACCUUAACUCUGCAGAGGUCCUGCCGAGGACACCUGGCCCGCAGGCUAGCAGAGCAGCUGCAGAGGACCCGAGUGGCCGUCAUGUUCCAGAAGCAUUGCCGCAUGCAGAGGACCCGCGUGGCCUACCAGAGGGCGCGGAGGGCCGCUGUCAUCAUCCAGGCCUUCACCUGUGGCAUGCUGGUGCGGAGAAGCUACCGGCAGGUCCUCAUGGAGCAUAAGGCCACCGUCCUCCAGAAGUACGUGCGGGGCUGGAUGGCACGCAGGUGCUUUUGGCGACUACAGGGUGUGGCCGUCGUCAUCCAGUGCGCCUUCCGGAUGCUCAAGGCCAAGCAGGAGCUGAAGGCCCUCAAGAUCGAGGCCCACUCCACAGAGCACCUGAAACGCCUCAACGUGGGCAUGGAGAACAAGGUGGUCCAGCUGCAGCGGAAAAUCGAUGACCAGAACAAAGAGUUCAGGACGCUGCCGGAGCAGCUGUCGGCGGUCACCGCCACGCACACCAUGGAGGUAGAGAAGCUGAAGAAGGAGCUGGCCCGCUACCAGCAGGGCCACAGCGGGGACAGCAGCCUGAGGCUGCAGGAGGAGGUCGAGAGCCUGCGGGCUGAGCUGCAGAGGGCCCACUCAGAGCGCAAGAUCCUUGAGGAUACCCACACCAAGGAGAAGGAGGAGCUGAAAAAGCAAGUUGCAGUCCUGGAGCAAGAAAACGCUCUCUUAAAAGAUGAGAAAGAACAGCUGAACAACCAAAUCCUGUGCCAAGUGAAAGAUGAAUUUGCCCAAAAUUCUGUCAAGGAGAAUCUGAUGAAGAGAGAACUAGAGGAGGAGCGCUCCCUGUACCAGAACCUUGUGAAGGAAUAUUCGCAGCUGGAGCAGAGAUAUGACAACCUCCGGGAUGAGAUGAGCAUCAUCAAGCAAACCCCAGGCCACAGGCAGAGCCCAUCAAACCAAAGUAGCUUAGAGUCUGACUCCAAUUACCCCUCCAUCUCCACAUCUGAGGUCGGAGACACAGAGGACGCCCUUCAGCAGAUGGAGGACAUUGGCCUGGAAAAGGCGGCCAUGGACAUGACGGUCUUCCUGAAGCUGCAGAAAAGAGUGCGGGAGCUUGAGCAGGAAUGGAAGAAGCUGCAGGUGCAGCUGGAGAAGAGAGAGCAGCAGGACGGCAGGAAGGUGCAGGGGGAGCAAGCGAAGAGUGACCUAGACUAGGACCAGAAUGCAGAUCUAGCCUACAAUAGUCUGAAGAGGCAAGAGCUGGAGUUGGAAAACAAGAAGCUGAAGAUGAAUGACCUGAAUGAGCUGAGGAAAGCGGUGGCCGACCAAACCACCCAGAACAACUCCACCCACGGCUCCCCGGACAGCUACCACCUGCUGCUGAACCAGCUCAAGCUGGCCAAUGAGAAGCUGGAGGUUCGCAAGGAGGAGGUGCUCAUCCUGAGGACCCAGAUCGUCAGCGCCGACCAGCGCCAACUUGCCGGCAAGAGCAGGGAGCCGAACAUUAAUGCCAGAACAAUUUGGCCUAAUAGUGAAAAGCAUGUAGAUCAGGAAGACGCCAUUGAGGCCUAUCACGGGGUCUGCCAGACAAACCGGCUGCUGGAGGCACAGCUGCAGGCACAGAGCUGCGAGCAGGAGGAGGAGGUGGAGGGCCUCAAGAUGGAAAUGGAAGCCCUGAAGGAGGAGCUGGACAAGCAGCAGCAGACCUUUUGCCAGACGCUGCUGCUGUCCCCGGAGGCCCAGGUGGAGUUUGGUGUCCAGCAGGAGAUCUCCCGGCUGACCAACGAGAACCUGGACCUUAAAGAACUGGUAUAAAAGCUGGAAAAGAACGAGAGGAAGCUCAAGAAACAACUGAAAAUUUACAUGAAGAAGGUCCAGGACCUAGAAGCCACCCAGACACUGGCCCAGAGUGAGCGGAAGCGACAUGAGCUCAACAGGCAGGUCACCUUCCAACUGAAGGAGAAGGACUUCCAGGGCAUGCUGCAGUACCACAAGGAAGACGAGGCCCUUCUCAUUCGGAACCUGGUGACAGAGCUGAAGCCGCAGACGCUGGCGGGCACCGUGCCCUGCCUUCCUGCCUACGUCCUCUACAUGUGCAUCAGGCACGCCGAUUACGUCAACGAUGACCUCAAAGUGCACUCUUUGCUGACCUCCACCAUCAACGGCAUUAAGAAAGUCCUAAAGAAGCACAACGAGGACUUCAAGAUGACAUCAUUCUGGUUAUCCAACACCUGCUGCCUCCUUCACUGCUUGAAGCAGUACAGCGGGGAUGAGGGCUUCAUGACUCAGAAUACACCCAAGCAGAAUGAGCACUGUCUUAAGAACUUUGACCUCACCGAAUACCGCCAGGUGCUGAGUGACCUUUCCAUUCAGAUCUACCAGCAGCUCAUUAAAAUUGCCGAGGGUGUGUUGCAGCCUAUGAUAGUCUCCGCCAUGUUGGAAAAUGAGAGCAUUCAGGGUUUCUCUGGUGUGAAGCCAACUGGCUACCGGAAGCGCUCCUCCAGCAUGGUAGAUGGGGACAACUCCUACUGCCUGGAAGCCGUCAUCCGCCAGAUGACUUCCUUCCACACGGUCAUGCGAGACCAGGGCUUGGACCCUGAGAUCAUCCUGCAGGUGUUCAAGCAGCUGUUCUACAUGAUCAACGCCGUGACCCUCAACAACCUGCUGCUGCGGAAGGACAUCUGCUCGUGGAGCACCGGCAUGCAGCUCAGGUACAACAUAAGCCAGCUUGAAGAGUGGCUUCGGGGAAGGAACCUUCACCAGAGUGGAGCCGUCCAAACCAUGGAACCCCUGAUCCAAGCAGCCCAGAUCCUGCAGCUAAAGAAGAAAACCCCGGAGGAUGCGGAGGCCAUCUGCUCCCUGUGCACCUCUCUCAGCACGCAGCAGAUUGUCAAAAUUUUAAACCUUUAUACUCCCCUGAAUGAAUUUGAAGAAUGGGUAACCGUGGCCUUUAUACGAACAAUCCAGGCACAGCUACAAGAGCGGAAUGACCCUCAGCAGCUGCUGUUAGACUCCAAGCACAUGUUUCCCAUCUUGUUUCCAUUCAACCCAUCCUCGCUGACAAUGAACUCAAUCCACAUCCCGGCCUAUCUGAACCUGGAGUUCCUCAGCAAGGUCUGA
Messenger RNA from Lontra canadensis (Northern American river otter), 3366 nucleotides. RefSeq names its product unconventional myosin-Vb-like. The record is from RefSeq and is a predicted model, not a curated record. Lineage: Eukaryota; Metazoa; Chordata; Mammalia; Carnivora; Mustelidae. Gene Ontology annotation, molecular function: GTPase binding.